Molecule: messenger RNA, 5564 nt
Organism: Sycon ciliatum
Lineage: Eukaryota; Metazoa; Porifera; Calcarea; Leucosolenida; Sycettidae
Product: streptococcal hemagglutinin-like
Exons: 23
Coding region: 205-4659 (1484 amino acids)
Biological process (GO): pattern specification process
Cellular component (GO): nucleus
Molecular function (GO): chromatin binding
Source: RefSeq, a predicted model, not a curated record
UGCAUGCCCAUGACAUAUCAGCUGGAACGAAAAUAGUGUGAACGAGGCUUUGGAUUGCUUUGAAACAACAUGGCGAUUUGUAAAUGAAAGGGCCUCCGUGUUGGCUAUAUCCUUCUUCGAUGCCGCCGUGGUCCAGGCAGGCUGCACAAAGCAGUUCUGCACUUACUGUCUCUGUCGAAAAAGUGUUCUUUUGCCGACGACCAAAUGCCUGAGAGAAAGAGCAGACACACUGACAAUGGAGCGGCGGAGCGCGAUGAGGCGACUGCUACUGAGCAACCUGCCGCUGCACAUACAACUGCUACAAGGGGACGUGGUACAAAAAGACCACGGCGUGUUGUCAGCCCUGUCCAAGCUCCUGCACAGACUGGUGCUGAAAGUCAAGCGAAACGCACCAAGCGUAGUAGUGCCGUAUGGUCAGUGUUGGCUAAGGACUCUUUCUUCCAGGCAGUGUGCGAUCAUGGCAGAGACUUUGACCGUAUCCAGGCGUACAUGGCACGUCAGGGCAGGGCAGAGGACUCAUCGCAGGCCUCCAAAAACAAAGACCAGGUGCGGCACAUGUACUACCGCACCUGGACCAAGGUUCAGAAGAUGUUCCUGCGUGGCGGAACCCUGCAUGAGCUGAGGCGUGGCGGCAAGGCUUCCGAUUCCUCAUCCAAUGCUGCAGCGGCUGCUGCCGCUGCCAUGGCUGCUGCUAACGCUGCUAGUUCAGCAGCAGCAGCAAUGGCAACGGCAGCAGUAUCAACGUCUGAGCCGUCUCCGGAAGCGACCAGGCCAGUAGACGAGGCUAAUAACACAUCAUCGCCUACCAACUCGGACAAACAAUCUCAGGAAGAUCACGAUGGCUCGUCUUCACCUUCUACAGUCAAUGGUGUGUCAGCCAGUACCACUGCAGCUCCAGUGUCCACAGCGGCUGCUUCUGUUGUCACAACAAAUGUGCCCACGACAGUCCCCGGUACGAAGACAGCUGUAGCAGCAGCUGCGGCAGCGGCAGCAGCUGCCCAAGCCACCGAGCGUGCACGCAGCUACAUCCACGACACCAAGAACAGCGAUCUUCUGAUAAUGAUCGGCUUUGCAAAGCUGCGCAAGCGUUGCAGUAAGAGUGGUGACAAGUUUGCCUCGAAACUCUAUGAAAUCGUCACGUCUGGGUCCACUCACAUCCGUGACAAGCAUAAGCAACGCAAUGUCAGGAUCAGAUUCCCAAUGUGCCGUGCCCUGCGUCAACCAGCUGCAGCCACUGAGGGCCAGUCUUCGAAUCAAGGUGAUGGAGCCGUAGAAGAACGGAUACCACUGCCACCGCUGUUAGCUCUAGAGCUUGUCCCACACCGAUCUGCAGAAUGGACGCUAGUGCAAAGCAUGUCAUUCAAUCCACGCAUCAGGCUUACAGUGGCACCGUCCAAGCCUCUGUGCGCCGUUCUGUCCUUUCUGCAACACCGCUUUCAGCUGAGUACCAUGAUCCAUAAAUUAUCCGAAGACGAAUGCGUUCACCUGUAUACAUCGACGGAGGACGUUUGCUCGCUGCCGCUUGCUGGCGCUGCGGCACUGUCGGCAGCAUCGGAGGUGCCCGCAUCCUCGCCGACGACAUGCAGUGUGUCAGCAAUCGUAUGUAGCUCGCCAUCGUCGACUUUGGCCAUGUCACUUGCUGCUCCAAGCAGCCCAGCGCAGCCACCGGCGGUCAGCACUGAGGCCUCUCCGCACACUUCAUGUGCAGCUCUUCCCACAUCUUCUCACUCGAAUGCGUCAUCACCGCACGAGCUCACAAGUGCCACAACGGAAACGGCUACUGCCGUGGACGUUCAGCCAGCUGUAGAGAAUUGUGAGAAGGCGCAGGAAACCAUUCGGUGUGACGGCAGCCCUGCUUCAUCUGUAGCCAGUGUCGUUACCAGCACAGCACCGAGCGUAGCUGCUUCUAGUCCUGCAUCAAACAGCAGUGAAGUGCAGUGUGUUGCAUCUGAAAGUAGUGCUUCUGAUGGUUCUCAGAGCAGUUUGCCGAGUAUUGCUGUAUGCUCGGCCUGUGUUGAAUUGGGUACUAGUACAUCACUAACAAUGGCUAACAGUGCAUCAUUGACUGUGACGUGUGCAUUGACCUCUUCUAGCGUGAUGAUGUCACCGGCCAUGUCAGUGCUGGAAGCGCGCGAUUGCCAAACCCAUGGCGAGGCGACGCCGAGCUGUUCCACCUGCGCCUCUUCUCCGCCGGCCUCCCCAGCGGGUGCAAGUGUUGCGUCUUGCUCGUCCACUGUAGUGACCGCAUGUACUGCCUCGCCCAUUACUGUGUGUUCUGCAGCUCAUCCGUCCAGUGUAGACAGUGGAAUAGCAGUUCCCACUGUGAGUGUGGACUUGCCAAUGGACAUCACCGCUACUAACUGCGGCAACAACCAAAGCAGCAGUAGUGCUGACAUUCCCAUGGACACUUCACCUGCUGGCGGUGAACGGUUGGAAACCGAGUCAAAAGACCCGCUGCCUUCGUCUUGCCAGUCUGAUGUGAGCACAUCACCCAGGAGCUCACUGGAUCUUGUAUCUGCUGUAGCAACUCAGACUGAGUCGACGGUAGCUUCUACAGGUAUUUCACCCACGGCGGCUCACACUCCCCAAACCCUCUUGAUCACACUGCCAGCGCCACCGUCAGUACAGCAGCAGUCUGCAUCUAAUGCCAGCUCUCCACUCACGGAGGAGUGCGCGACGCCUCUAGAACAGGAGGCUGCUCGCGGCCUGAUGAACUUAAUUAAUCGUGGCCUGACGGAGAAAGGGAAAGAAAGGUCUCCCACAGCAUCCAGCACAGCGGCCCAAAGCCCAAGCUCAUCGGCCACCAGUGCAUCUCAUGCUACUACCACAGUGGCAGAGUCCAAGCCUAGCCACACGGCUGCAGCUGGCUCUGCAAGUAGAGAAGUGGAGAAACUGCGCCAGCGCACGGCCUGGUCUUUUGGUAAUUGUGACGGCCUGACUGUGGGAGAUAUCUAUGAGAAGCUGGAGCGGCCAAGCACGUUCCGUCUCUCGUACAGGCUUCCCCUUCCGCCAGAGCUUGCUCAGCCGGAUGAGACCGCAUCCCUCCGCCUGGCGAGCAAAGCCUUCCGCAAACUUGAGAUCCUGAAGAGGGCUAAGUGUGUGAGGAGUGUAGGCACGCAGACCGAGACGACGGAGAAACCGAAAACAACGGAAGCAAGCACGGGUGGUGUGAUUGUGCCGGGACUGACUCCAGCUCAGGCUGUGGAGGCUGCGGCUAUGUACCUGCGCCACCUCAGCUCCACUUCUAACAAGACGGCGGCAGCGGCACUGGCGGCAGCAGCUGCAGCACCGGGUCCAAAGAGGGCCCUUAUGGCUGGACUGGCACCCAUCAAUCAGCCGUCAUCCAAAGAAAGUACACCGUGCACAGAAGUUCCGUUUGUCAUGUCACGUGCAUCAAGUGGCCAAAUGCCGCCACCUUCACAGCACCUGCUGCAGAGACGCCGUGUUGCACCUCUGCGGCCGAGCAGAACCGUUCUUCCCCGGGCGCAAAACAUGUUCUCAGGAUCUGGAACUACGCUAGCCAAUCUGCCUCAGCUGAGCAUGCGCAUCGUCGGCAGCCAGGCCACUACAGCGGGAACCACCACUGCCACUGCUUCUGCCGCCGUGCGUGUUUCAGCGCCGUCUCGCCGCCUCCUAACCGGCCGUGCUGCAGCAGCUACUGCUAGUAGUACUGGUGGAAAUGCUGCUAGUAGUGCGGCCGGUACCGUGGCCAUGGGAAACAGUCGUGUCAGCCGGCGCAAGCAAACCCUGCCCUCUUCCUCGGUGAUGCACUCCUCAGCUGAUACUGCUUUGGCUGCUGGCAUGGCUUCGCUCGUGUCCAGUGCUCAGAGUCCGAACAAAGCAAGCGCCCCCGUCACAACUUCAGUUCCUGUUAGUGCUGCUAGUGCCGAACGUACUCCUGCAUCGCCAGCGCCGCCGUUAGCUGCAUCCAAUUUAGUUGACACACUGCUCAUGAAUCGCAGCGAGGUGCCCAGCGAGCGUCCGAUCACCGUCAACUCCGAUUCGUUCUCGGACCUGUUCAACAUGUGCAGCAUGUCCCCUGCGCCAGCCCUGUUGUCCAUGCCGUCAACUCCUGCCGCUCAGCUAGACAAAGACGAUGUGGACGAUGCCAGUGCCGAUGCGCUGUCAGGGCAGCAAGCAUCAGAGUCGCAGGCAGGCACACCGCCGUCUCCAGCAUCGUUAGACACAGAAACUGCUGGUGAUGUGAAUCCUACUGCAAUGUCGAACACAAGUAGUAGCAGCAGCAGCAAUGGUCACACUGCUCGUGCUACCAGACCCAGCUCCCCUGGUGGUGUCAGCACGUGCAGUUCUUUAGACAAUCAGCAACAAGAAUGGCUUCAGUCGGAGCUGGCUGACUUCUCCAUGUCCGGCUUUCCUGACUCCGCAGCACCCGAAGAAGAAGAAGAAGAAGAAGAAGAAGAAGAAGAAGAAGAGGAAGAAGAAGAAGAAGAUUCACCACCAGAAGCUAUGGAGUCAGAUGAGCCUUUGACCGAUGUGAAUGCGUCUAUUGCGUCGAGGUACUCUGUUGAUACGAUGGAAUCAGCGCUGAGGACCAUGAUGGACGAGAACAGUGUUGACUUCAUCAGCCGUUUCUCUGAUCUAGCUGGCAGUCUUGACGGUGGAGCCACACCUCGGCACCUGACUGACUUCUCUCUUUAGCAGCAUCUGCCAUAUUUUCCCCUCAGCCGCCACACUUUACCAAGUAAGGCGUUUCUAUUUUAUCAUUUCUUUUUUUGUUCUCCAAGCUACUUUCCCCUGCUGAUUUAACCAUGCUGUAUGCACUUGUAGUGCAAUGUGUUGCUAACGGUGUUGCGUUCCCCCUCCCAUUGUCUUGUAGUGUCCUGUGCGUUUGUGCUUGUGAAGGACUUUUAGCCGAUCACGGUGAGUGUAUGCAUCUUUCACAGCCCUACCCUCUCCCACGCCAUCUAGUCUCUACCUGUCUUUCUUUAUCUCUCUGUCUCUUCAUCUCUGUCUUUCUCUCUCUGCUUGUCUCUGUCUCUCUGUCUCUCUGUCUCUCUCUGUCUCUCUCUGUCUCUCUCUCUCUCUCUGUCUCUCUCUCUCUCUCUCUGUCUCUCUCUGUCUCUGUCUCUCUCUCUCUCUCUCUCUCUCUCUCUCUCUCUCUCUCUCUCUCUCUCUCUCUCUCUCUCUCUCUCUCUCUUUCCCUCUCUCCCUCUCUGUCUCUGUCUCUUUCUUUCUUUCUCUCUUUUUCUACCCACUAUCAAUCCAGCAGUCUAUCAAUCUAAAUUGUCUUGAUCUCCUUUUUAGUGUAUGUGUGCACGUGUAUGCGUGUGCACCUGCCUGCUGUUUCUUAGACAGCAUUGAGCCUACAGAGCAGCCGUCGGUCUGUGCAGAUCUCCUGUUUGUAAUCAACCUUUCUCUCGCUGCAGGCAGUUGUGAGUACCUUGCUUUGCCGCCCGUCAUGCUUUACUGAUAUUCUUCUUCCGACACACUAUCCAGAGUUCAUGGAUAUUUUUAUAGUGCCGACUUACUUAUCUACAUGCCUCGAGCCUUUGCGCCCAGAGGGUUUCGUAUUGAUUUAAUUUUCUUACCAAGUGGUCUUCAAA